CGGGACGGAGGUGGUGCCGGCGAGUGUGGGAGGGGGCUGGUUGCGGCGAUGCUUCGAUAAUAUACCGGGGAGUUGUCGCCAGGCCCGAGCGAUAAGGUUCCCGGGGAUAGACAGAUAUUUGAAGAGAAGGCUUUGGAGAUAUUAAAUACAAACCAAAUUUCCUGCUAAGGUCUGGUUAACUAGUGCAAUUUGUCAGGACCUGAGUACCAUUUGAUUCUGAACAUGAAAGAGAAAUGUUUGUUCUGACUGUGGGAAAUGAUUUCAAACAUCAGUGAGUGACAAGAAUCCAGUGAGACAUACACCCGCACCCCUGAGUGAUUGUGUUCCAGUGAGUAGACUGUGGAAAGAGCAUUACACAGUCUCACAUUCCAAGUGAGAGCAUUCCAGUGAGUUUUCUGUGGAAAGAAUUUUAACCAAUCAAGAAGAUUGGGAAAACAUUUACACCAUUUGCCGUGUGGAGAUAUUGUGCUGAAUUACUGUGUGGUCAAGGCUUUGAUUGAUCACCCAUCCUGAAGAGAUACAAGGAUAAUAUCUCCAUGGAGAAACCGUGGAAAUGCGAGGACUGUGGUAAAGGAUUCAAUUACCCAUCCCAGCUGGAAAUCCACCGACGAGUUCACACUGGAGAAAAGCCAUUUACGUGUUCUGUAUGUGGGAAGGGAUUUACUCAGACAACUAAACUCGUGUCACAUCAGAGAAUUCACACUGAGGAGAGGCCGUUCACCUGUUCAGAGUGUGGGAAGGGAUUUACGCAGACAUCCUGCCUCAUGUUACACCAGCGGAUUCACACCAAGGAGAGGCCCUUCAGCUGCACAUACUGUGCAAAGAGGUUCAUGUCUUCAUCUGACUUGAAUAUACACCAUCGAGUUCACACUGGGGAGAAACCAUUCAACUGUUCCGUGUGUGGGAAGAGAUUCCCUCAUUCAUCUGGCCUUCGAUCACACCAGCGAAUUCAUACUGAGCAGAAACCAUUCAGCUGUACCUCCUGUGGAAAAAGGUUCAGGCAUUCAUCUGCUCUUGUUGAACACCAGCGAGUUCACUCUGGUGAAAAGCCAUUCACCUGCUCUGUAUGUGGGCAAGGGUUCACUCAGUCAUCCAGUCUGCUGAGACACCAGCGUGUUCACACCGGAGAGAAGCCAUUCAGCUGCACUUCCUGUGGGAAAGGUUUCCGGCAGUCAUCCACCCUGAUUGCACACCAGCGAAUUCACACGGGGGAGAAACCAUUCACUUGCUCAGCAUGUGGGAAGGGAUUCACUGUAUCAUCCGCCCUUGAGUCACACCAGCUAAUUCACACAGAGGAGAAGCCAUUCAACUGCACUUCCUGUAGGAAGAGUUUCAGGUGUUCAUCCUCUCUCCUUGCUCACCAGCGAGUUCAUACUGGAGAGCGGCCAUUCAUCUGUUCUGUGUGUGGGAAGGGAUUCACUCGGUCCUUCAACCUAGUGACGCACAAGCGAGCUCAUAGGUGAACCUCAAUAACUUGUAAACUGCAGCAGUUCAAGGAGGAAACUCACCACCAUAAUCUUUGUGGCCACCUAAUGAUGACCCAACCAAUGAUUUCCUUAUCUUAUGAAAGAAUUGGAUUUGCUGUUAUCGCUGUUGUUGAUCACUUCCAAAAUUGACAGUCCGACAAUAUUAGAUUGUUUCAACUGAUGUUAACACAUCUAUAACUGGCUGUAGUUUGGUAAUCUGGAUAUGUUGCUGAUGUUUUGGGCAACAAUUUCCCUUCUUAAAAACACUAUUGGUGAUCCUGAAUUUGAGAUCAGUAUUUGGUGAGAAGAACAGAUGUCUUGUGGAAGGGAAAACACAAAAAUUAUCAAUUUACAAAAAGAAAGCUGAUAAAGGAGAUGAGUUCCCAGGGCUAACUGUUCCCUUCAUUGCCCUGAAUUGCACAGAUUGACAGCAUCACAUCUUUAGGUCCAGGAUGAAGAAUGAUGUGAAAUUGGGCUGUGUUGAAGCCCCCACUUGGUUUUGCAUUUUCUUCUUCAUUCUGUCGGCCUUGGCGUUCUCCUCUGAUAUGAAGGAGUUUACCUGUAUGCCAGGUCAGACAGUGAGCUCUACAAUCAAUCCAGACUGAAAACAAAGACAAAAAUAAAGCACACCUUUAAUUGGAGAAUUCUUCUACCCUACACUGACAGUGCACUGAUCGCUCACACAAACUGAUCUACGAAGGCUCAUGGAUCAUCUGGCCCAUACUUGUAGCCUGUUGUCUCUGACUUUAAACAUCAACAGAUCCACACCUGGACCAGGCUAAAUAACAUCCUACUUGAAAUGUUAAACAACUUCUGUGAACUUGAGUCUGCGGUGAGAUUUUUUUUUGAACCAGAAUUCUUAUAUGCAAAGCAGAGACUACCUAUAGCCGUCUCUUCAAUCACAUGUAGAAUAAACUCAUGCUGAUUCAGAACUCAGAUGUUGGUUUCUGAAGCCUGUGCUCUCAAAACCUUGUUAUCUGGAACUUAAAGACAGGUGACUGAUAGCAGCAGUUUUGAUGCAAGGUCUAUAUUAAAUAUGUGUGUAUAUAUAUUUAGGUUUUAUGAAGAGAUUUAUUUUAUAUAUAUAUCUAUAUAAUCUGUGUGUGUGUGUGUUAUCUGUUUUAGAGUUUGGAUUUUGAACUAGCGUCAUGUGUGCUUUGAUCUGUCAGUGUGCAGGGGUUUAAUUUUUUUUAGAUUUGUUCAUUUGUGGGAUUUGGGUGUCUUUGGCUGUGCUUUGAUUUCUCAUCUCUAGUUACAUGUGAGAAGGUGAUUAUGAGCUGCCCAACAUCAAGAAUUCCCACAGUGUGGAAAAAGGCCAUUUGCCCCAACAAGUCCACACCCACUCUCCGAAGAGCAGACCCAUACCCCUACCCUAUAACACUGCAUUUCCCAUGCAAACACACCUAACCUGCACAUUCCUGAACACUUUGGGUAAUUUAGCACGGCCAAUCCACCUAACUCGCACACCUUUGGACUGUGGGAAGAGACUGGAGCGCCAGGCAGAAACCUGCAAACUCAACACAGACAGUUGCCUGAGGCUGGGCUCAAACUCUGGUCCCUGACGCUGUGAAGUGGCAGUACUAACCACUAAGCCACCAUGCUGCCUUCAGCCAUGACAGUCCAACGGCUGUGGGCUGACCCAAAGCGCCAUUGGGGAGGGAAUUCCAGGAUUCUGACCCAGUGCCAGUGAAGGAAUGGCGAUUAUAUUCCCAAGUCAGGAUGGUGAGUGGCUUGGAGGGAACUUGAAUGUGUUUGUGUUACUAUACAUCUCCUGCCUUUGUCCUUUUAGAUCAACGUGGUCGUGGGUUUGGAAGGUGCUGUUUGAGGAUCUUUGGUGAAUUUCUGCAGUGCCCCUUGUAGCAAGUACGCACUGCUGCUGGUGAGCAUCAACACUGAAGGGAGUGCAUGUUUGUGGAUGAGUAAUCAAGUAUGCUGCUUUGUCCUGAAUGGUGUCAAGCUUCUUGAGUGUUGUUGGAGCGCAACCUAUCUUGACUUGUUUCUUUUAGAUGAUAGACAGGUCCUGGGAGUCAGGAGGCAGAUAGGCAUUGCAGUAUUCCAAGCCUGUGACUUGCUCUUGUAGCUAUUGUGUUUAUAAUGGCAAGUCUAGUUGCAUUUCUAGUCAGUGGUAACCCCAAAGAUGUUGGUAGUGGGGGAUUUAGUAAUGUUAACACCAUUGAAUGUCAAGGCAUGGUGGUUAGAUUGUCUCUUAUUGGUGACAGUCAUAGUUUGGCACUUGAGUGGCGCAAAUGUUAUUUGCCACUUGUCAGCCCAAGCCUGGAUAUUGUCCAGAUCUUGUAGCAUUUGAAUAUGGACUGCUUCAGUAUUUGAGGAGUUGCGAAUGGUACCGAACAUUGUGCAAUCAUCAGUGAACAUCUCCACUUCUGACCCUAUGAUGGAGGGCAGGUCAUUAAUGAAGCAGCUGAAAAUGGGUGGGUAUAGGACACUACCCUGAGGAACUCCUGCAGAGAUGACCUGAAGUUGUGAUGAUUUACUCCAAACAACCACGACCAUCUUCCUGUGUGCCAUGUAUCACUCUAACUACCGAAGAGAUUUCCCUCAACAUCCAUUGAUUCCAAUUUUGCUAGAGCUCCUUGAUGCCACACUUGAUUGAAUGUGGCAUCAUUCUCACCUCACCUCUGGAAUUCAGCUGUUCUGUCCAUGUUUGAACUCUGGCUGUUAUGAGGUCAGAAGCUGAGUGGCCCUGGUGAAAUCCAAACUGAGCAUCACAGUAGCUUACAGCUGAGCAGGUAUUGCUUGGUAUCAAUAUUGAUGACACCUUCCGUCAUUUUACUGAUGAUCGAGAGUAUACUGAGGGGGCGGUAAUUGUCUGGGUUGGAUUUCAUUCAUAGAAUCCCUACAGUGUGGAAACAGGCCAUUCAUCUCAACAAGUCCACACCGCCCACUCCAACUCAUUCCCCAACUCCUGCGUUUCCCCAUGUCUAACCCACCUAACCCAAAUAUCCUUGGACACCACAGGCAAUUUAGCAUCUUUGGACUAUGGGGGGAAGCCACAGCACCCAGAGGAAACCCACGCAGACAAGGGGAGAAUGUGCAAACAGACAGUCGCCUGACAGUAGAAUCAAACCUGGGUCCCUGGCGCUGCGAGGAUUUGUCCUACUUUUGUGUACUGGAAAUAUCUGGGCAGCUUUCCACAUUGUUGGAUAGAUGCAAUGUAAUAAUUAGACUGAAAGAGCUUUGUUAUCAGAGUCGUAAGUUCUGGAGUGCAUCUUUGGUUUUGCCAGAAUGUUGUCAGGACCUACAGCUUUUGCCUCCAACUAUUUCUUGGAGUGGAGUGCAUCGAAUUUGCUGAAAAUUGAUAUCUGUACUGCUGGGACCAUUGAAGGAGGCUGAGAUAGCUGCAAAACUUCAACCUUAUCUUUUGCACUGAUGUGUUGGGCUCUUGCUUCAUUGGGGAUGGGAAUAUUUAUGGAGCCAUCUAAUGUUGAGUGGCUUAAUUGGGCUUAUCCCCUUGUUUGAUGGUAAUGGUUCAGUAGGCGAUAUGUCAGGCCUUGAGGUUACAGAUUGUGCUCGAGUACAAUUUUGUUGCUGCUGAUGGCCAAAAGUGCUGCAUGGAUGCCUAGUCUUGAGUUGCUAGAUCUGUUUGAAGUUUAUCCCAUUUAGCACUAUAAUACUGCUAGAUAACACAAUGGAGGACAUUCUCAAUGCUAAGGCAGGAUUUUGACUCCACAAGGACUGUCCAGUGGUUGCUCUUACCUGUUGUGGACAGUUGCAUCUGCAGCUGGCAAAUUGGUAAGGAUGAGGUCAAGUUCUUCUUGGUUCCUUCAUUGCUUGCCGCAGACCCAGUCUAGCAGCUAUGUUGUUUGGGUCCCCACCAUCUUGAUCAGUAGUACCACUGCCAAGACACACUUGGUGGUGAACAUUGAAAUCCCAACACCCAGAGUAAAUUUUGUGCUCUUGCCAUUCUCGGUGCUUCCUCCAGGUGUUGUCCAACAUGGCAGAGUACAAUUCAUCAGUCAAGGGAAGAUGGUACGUGGUAAUAAACAGGAAGUUUCCUUGCCCAUGUUUAACCUGCUGCCGUGAGACUUCAUGGGCUCCGGAGCCCAUUGGUGAGGACUUUCAGGGCAGCUCCCUUAUGACUGUAUAUCACUGUGCCACCACGUUUGCUCGCUCUGUCCUGUUGAUGAGACAGGACAUAUCUAGGGAUGGUUAUGGUGGUGUUUGAGACAUUGUGAGAUGAUUGUGGGACAUUGAAUAUGACCAUAUCAGGCGGUUGCUUAACUAGACUGUGAGACAGCUGUCCCAAUUUUGGCACUAUCCACCAGAUGUUAGUAAAGAGGACUUUGCAGUGUCGAUAGGGUUGUUUCUGCUGUUGUCUUUUCUGGUGCCUUGUUUGAUGCCAGGAGAUCUGUCCGGUUUCACUUCUUUGAAAAUUUGUAGCAAUUUAUAUAACUGAAUGGCUUGCUAGGCCAUUUCAGAGGGCAGUUGAGAGUCAACCACAUUGCUGUGGGUCUGGAGUCGAAUGUAGGUCAGACCAGGUGGAGAUAUCUGUGCCAACCAUGAUGCCAUUCUAAACUAAUCAUAUCUGCUUGCACCUGAUCUGUAUCCCCGUAUUCCCUAACUGUUCAUAUGUAUGUCUAAAUGCCUCUUAAACUUUGCCAACUUCUCGGCUGCUGCCGCCUCCCCAAGCAGCACGUUCCAUGCACCCACCCCACUCUGUGAAUUUAAAAAAAAAUUUCCUUGGACAUCUCAUUUAAACUUUCCCCCUUUCAACUUAAACAUAUGCCACCUAGUAUUCUCCUGGGAAAAAUACUUUGACUACAUCCGUGCCUGUCAAUUUUAUAUAUUUCUACCAGGUCAUACCUCAGUCUCUUAUGCUUUUGAGAAAAUAAUCCAAGUUUGUCCAACACCUCCAUGAGUUAAUACACUCCAAUCCAGGCAAUGUUCUGGUAAACCUCGUUUGCACCCUCGCCAAAGUGUCCACAUUCUGCCUAUACUGUGGUGACCAGAGCUGCUGUCACCAAUGGGGUGGCACAGUGGUUAGCACUGCUGCCUCAUAGUGCCAGGGACCUAGGUUCAAUUCCAGCCUUGGCUGACCGUCUGUGUGGAGUUUGCGCAUUGGGUACAUGUCUGCAUGGAUUUCCUCUGGGUGGUCUGGUUUCCUCACAGUCCAGGUGUGGGUUAUGAGGUUUAGCUGUGCUAAAUUGUACAUAGUGUCAAAGGAUGUGCGGACUAAGUGGACUGGCUGUGGGAAAUGCAGCGUUAUAGGGUAGGUCUGGGCAGGACGAUCUUUGGAGGGUCUGUAUUGAAUCAGUGGGCUGAAUGGCCUGUUUCCACUCUGUAGGGAUUUUAUGAUUCUCUGUGUUCUAACUAAAGUCUCAUAAGCUGCCACAUGAUUUGUCAACAUUUUUACCAUAUCCUAAUUGAUGAAGGAAAGCAUGCCUUCUUUACUACCUUAUCCAACUGUGUUCAGGGAGCUUAUAUGGAGUUGGAUUCCAAGAUCCGUCUUUAUAUCAAUGCUGCUAACGGUCCUGCCAUUUACUGAAUACCUUCCUCUUGCAUUUGGCCUCCCAAAUUGCAUUACCUCACACUUGUCCAUCUGCUAUUUCUUCACCCAACUUUCCCAUUGAUCUAUAUUCUGCUGUAUCUUUUGACAACCUUCCUCACUAUUCUGAACUCUGCCAAUUUUCACAGCAUUAGGAAAACUAUUAAACAGGUAACUUGCGUUUUCAUCCAAAUCUUUUAUAAAUAUGACAAAUCUUGUGGAGUAUCUCUGGUCACAGACUUCCAGUCAGAGAAACACCCUCCACAACUACUCUCUGUCCUCUUAUAAUCAAAUUCAAUCUUGUAUCCAACUUACCAAGGAUCGAUCCCAUGUGACUUAAUUUUCUGGACCAGCCUAUCGUGAGGGAACUUGUCAAAUGCUUCAGUAGUCUGCAUGUAGACAACAGCCACUGUCCUGCCUUUAUCAAUCAUCUUUGUCACUUCCUCAAAAAAUUCAAUUAUGUUAGUGAGACAUGACCUCCUCUGCAGAAAUCCGUGAUGCAUGUUGUCCACAUAGACUUUAUCAAGGCCUUUGACAAGGUCCUUCAUGGCAGGCUGAUGCAGAAGUUUAAGUCACAUAGGUUACACAGUGAGGUGAACAGGCUUUGUCAUAGAAGACAGAGAGUAGUGGUGCAAGAGUGUUUUUGUGACUGGAGAUCUGUAACCAGUGCUUUUCUGCAAGGAUCAGUGCUGAGACCCCUGUUAUUCACAGAUAUAUUAUAAAAAUGAUUUGGGGGAGAAUGUAGGUGGUCUGAUUAGUAAGUAUGAUUGGUGGAGCUGUGAAUAGUGAGGAAGAAUGCCAGAGGAUACAGCAGGAUAUAGAUUGACUGGAGACUUGGGCGGAGAAAUAGCAGAUGAAAUUUAAUCCUGACAAAUGUAAGGUGAUUCAUUUUGGAAGGUCUAAUGCAGGAUAGAGGUAUACAGUAAAUGGCAGAAUCCUGAGAAGCAUUAUCAUAGGGAGAGAUCUAGGCAUACAGGUCCACAGUUCCCUGUAAAUGGCAAUUCAAGUGGAUAAGAUGGUCAGGAAGGCAUAGGAUAUGCUUGCCUUCAUUGGUCAGGGCAGAGUAUAAAAAUUGACAAAAACCUUAAGAACUGCGGAUGUUGUAAAUCAGGAACAAAAAAAACAAAGUUGCUGGAAAAGCUCAGCAGGUCUGGCAGCAUCUAUGAAGGGGAAAACACAACUUGUGAGGAAUGGUCUCUGGACCCAAAACGUUAGGUAGCUUUUCCAGCUACUUUGUUUUUGUUCAUUAAAAAUUGACAAGUUAUGUUGCAGCCCUAUAGAUCUUUAGCGAGGUUACAUUUGCAAUAUUGUGUACAAUUCUGUUUGCCACAUCAGCAUAAGGAUGUGAGGCUCUAGAGAGGGUAGGAAACAGUUCACCAGGAGGUCACCUGAUUAGGAGGAUAUUAGCCAUGAGGAAAGAUUGGACAGAUUUGGUUUGUUUUCAUUUGCAUGUUAGAAGGUAUGGGGCAACCUGGAGAAGUUCACACAAUUGUGAGAGGCAUGGAUAAAGUGGACAGUUUUUUUUUUCCCAGGGUAGAAAUCACAAUAGUAGGGGACACAGGUUUAAGAUAGAAAGGGGAAAGCUUCAAGGAGAUGUGAAAGGCAAGUGGUGUGUGCCUAGAAUGCAUUGCCAGAAGAAGUUGGAGAAGCAGAUACAAUCAAAAUGCUUAAGUAUGUCUUGAUUGAUUCGUAAUUGGCAGAGAAUAAAUGGAUACAAACUGCAUAGCAGAAAGAGAUUUCUUGUUUAGAAAAGUAUCAUGUUUUGGCACAGGCUUGGAGGGCUGAAGAGCCUGUUCCUGUUCUGUAGUGUUCUUUGAGACUUCAGUUCCCCAAAAAUAGACUAGAAUACUGGUAGUGUAAGAGGCAGUGACGGUACAUUUCCUGGAUUGUUUGCACAAGAGUUUCCGAAAACAGUGUGAUCGGUUCAACAAGAAAAACUGGUUUGUUGGACCUACAUCUUGGAAAUGAUGGGAGCCAAGUAGACAAAAUAUCAGUGGGACAGCAUUUAGGAGACAGUGAUCAUUGUGUAGUAAGGGGCAGAGUAAUGUCAGAGAAGGACAAACAUCAAUUUAGAGUAAGAAAAUUCAUUUGAUGGAGAGCUGUCUUCAAGUAGAAUGGAGCUGGGCAGUAAGAACUGGACUGGCAGGUUGAAGGGACAAAGGGGCUACUUUCAAAGAGGAAAUGGUUCAGUACGGUCAAAUAGGAAAGGAAGAACAACACAUUCAGGGCUCUGGCAUGUCAAAGAAAAUGGAAUUUAAGAUUAAAAAAAUAAAAAAUGCAUUUGUGCAAGGUUCAGAAGUUGGGGCAAGUGGGUGAAAAAGCAAAAAGUGAAAAAGCAAAAAGUGCAAAGGAAUUAUGAGAAAAGACUGACAACCAGUUGAGAGGGAUUCGUAACACACUGGGUAUGACAGACUGUAGGAGAGAAACCAGAGAAACAUGCAGGUUCUGGGUUUGGACAAAGGUGAACGUUAGGAACACUGUAGUUUCAUGGGAAGCAGCAGAGGCAGCUGAUCAGAUUGUAUCAAUCAUAGUGUCAAGAAAGCACCAUGAGCUCCUCAUAUUCAUUGUUGUAUAUGGUGGAGGGAGAGAUAUUCAAUGGGAACAAACAUGUAUUAGAGAUAUCAUAAAAAAUAAACAUACUGCAUGUUGAAUACAAAGCUGUUUGAUUUAAUUGUUAUGGUACAUAUAAAGACUGAGAACUAGAGUUAUUAACACCAGUGGAAAACAUUGAAAUGGUUCACUGGUUGUGACUGAAAACAAAAUCCAAACAUCUAACAUAAGAGGAGAAGAUAGGUAGAGAGGAGAGUAUGGGUGGGGAGGUAGGGACAGGAUAGGUCAGUCUGGGGAGGACGGACAGGUCAAGGGGGUGGGAUAAGGUUAGUAGGUUGGAAAUGGAGGUGCGGCUUGAGGUGGGAGGAGGAGACAGGUGAGAGGAAGAACAGGUUAGGCAGUCGAGGACAAGCUGGGCUGGUUUUGGGAUGCAGUUGGGGGAGGGGAGAUUUUGAAGCUGGUGAAAUCCACAUUGAUACCAUUGGGCUCAGAGAUACUGAGAACUGCAGAUGCUGGAGAAUCCAAGAUAACAAGGUGUGGGGCUGGAUGAACACAGCAGGCCAAGCAGCAUCUUAGGUGCAUAAAAGCUGAUGUUUCAGGCCUAGACCCUUCAUCAGAUACCAUUAGGCUGCAGGGUUCCCAAGUGGAAUAUGAGUUGCUGUUCCUGCAACCUAUGGAUAGCAUCAUUAUGGCACAGCAGGAGGCCCAGGAUGGACAUAUUGUCUAAGGAAUGGGAGGUGCAGUUGUUUAUUGUGAACUGAGCGUAGGUGUUCUGGAAAGCGGUCCCCAAGCCUCCGGUUGGUUUCCCCAAUGUAGAGGAAGCAGUAUACCACAUUGGUGGAUGUGCAGGUGAACAUCUGCUUGAUGUGGAAAGUCAUCUUGGGGCCUGGGAUGGAAGUGACGGAGGAGGUGUGGGGCCGGUGUAGCGCUUCCUACGGUUGCAGGGGAAAGUGCUGGGUGUGGUGGGGUUGGAGGGGAGUGUGGAGCGGACAAGGGAGUCGCGGAGAGAGUGGUCUCUCUGGAAGGCAGACGAGGGUGAGGUUGGAAAAAUCUCUUUAGUGGUGGGGUCAGAUUGUAGAUGGCGGAAGUGUCGGAGGAUGAUGCGUCGUAUCCGGAGGUUGGUGGGGUGGUAUGUGAAGGCUAGGGGGAUUCUCUUUUUGCAGUUAUUGCAGGGAGCAGGAGAGGUCUUGAACCAUUUAAUAAUGGCUUUUACCAUUUCAUAAAUCUGUCAUGGGUUCCCAACCUCAACACCAAUUUUGCCUCAAAUCCCUGCAAAGCUUCCCAAUUCUCUCAGGUCAUCUUUCAAGCUUCUCUUUUCUCGAGAAAACAGCUUUAUGCUGUUAAACAGAAAGCAGCAUACAAACACAGGAGGUCUGGCAGUGUCUGUGAUGAGAGAAAAAUCAUGUUAGUUCGAAGAUCUUAGCACUGUUUCUCUCUCCGCAAAUGCUAACAGACCUGCUGAAUUUCUCCAGCAUUCUUUGUUUGGAUGGUUUGUUUUUCUAUGUGUCUAAUGCCUUAAAUAUUUGUGCACAAGGACUUGGUGUCAGUCUGUUUAAACACUGAAAUCUUCACAGAGCAAUCAUCCAUUUUGUAAGAAACAAGCACACAGUAAGUGAGAUAGUAGGAAUUGCAGAUGCUGAAGAAUCUGAGGUAGCAAGGUGUAGAGCUGGAUAAACACAGCAGGCCCAGGUUCUAAAGCAGGGUCUAGACCCAGAAUGUCAACUUUCCUGCUCCUCUUGAUGCUGCUUGGCCUGCUGUGUUCAUCCAGCUCUACACCUUGUAAACACAGUAACUGAACAGUCUCCACUGAAAAAUACAAAGUACAUUUCUUUCCUCAUCUUUUAAGCCUGUUUAUUUCUCUGUACCAUUAGCAUGAUGCCACACAACCGCAUCAGAAACCUCUGGUCCUUGGAAUCUUUUUAACCAAUGUCUGAAAAUGCAGUCAAUAACAUGAAAAUUGGCAGAAGUUGCUGAUGCAUAGAACAAAUAAAGUCCUGGAAGUGUUGUGUGAGACUUGGCAGACAAAUGGACAUUUCUUACAGUCUGUAGCAGAAAUGAAUGGGUUUCUUGAAGUAGAUUCACAGAUUUAUUCACCAUCUGACAGAGUGACUGGAGUCAUACAGGCUGCUUAAAUAUGACAGCAACAACAUCACUAAAUUAGUUUUCAAUAUUAAAUUCUGGAGUAAACGCCAAAGAUGGAUUACAAUGUGACUGAAAGGAAUGCAUUGGAACCUUGGGAUUUUAUAAAGCAAAUACCUUCUACAAGGGUGCCUGGAACACGUUGCCAGCGGAGGUGGUAUACGCAGACACGUUAGCGUCUUUUAAGAUAUAUUUGGACAGGUACAUGGAUGGGCAGGGAGCAAAUGGACACAGACCGUUAGAAAAUAGAUGACAAGUUAGACAGAGGAUCUUGAUUGGCUCAGCCUUGGAGUGCUGAAGGGCCUGUUCCUGUGCUGUAAUUUUCUUUGUUCUUUGUACAUUCUUGCAGCGGCCAGGUUAGCUCAGUUGUUAUAACAACAUGCUGCUUAAGUGCAGGGCUGAGAGUGUGAGCCCUACGCUGGGCAGAAAAUGAUUUAGAAUUUCCCCUCAGUAAGUUCCCUUCCUCUCCAUCUAUUCUUGAUAGGCCAACCCCUUCAUUCCAUGAAGCAGCUCAGCAAAUCUCUUUUGCACUGCAUUCAAUGCCAGCACAUUCAUUCUUGAAUGUG
This is a messenger RNA of Stegostoma tigrinum, 12224 nucleotides long. Its product is annotated as gastrula zinc finger protein XlCGF8.2DB-like. The record is from RefSeq and is a predicted model, not a curated record. Gene Ontology annotation, biological process: regulation of immune system process; negative regulation of transcription by RNA polymerase II; regulation of cytokine production. Bases 537 to 1463 code for a protein of 308 amino acids. NCBI's taxonomy places the organism in Eukaryota, Metazoa, Chordata, Chondrichthyes, Orectolobiformes, Stegostomatidae. The transcript has 2 exons.